Messenger RNA from Hydra vulgaris (swiftwater hydra), 2102 nucleotides. RefSeq names its product glutamine--fructose-6-phosphate aminotransferase [isomerizing] 2-like. NCBI's taxonomy places the organism in Eukaryota, Metazoa, Cnidaria, Hydrozoa, Anthoathecata, Hydridae. The record is from RefSeq and is a predicted model, not a curated record. Gene Ontology annotation, biological process: protein N-linked glycosylation; UDP-N-acetylglucosamine metabolic process; fructose 6-phosphate metabolic process. Gene Ontology annotation, molecular function: L-glutamine:D-fructose-6-phosphate transaminase (isomerizing) activity; carbohydrate derivative binding.
AUGUGUGGAAUACUUGCUUACCUUAACUAUAACGUGCCACGAAAUAGAAAGUAUAUUUUGGACGUAUUAGUAAACGGACUUCACCGACUUGAAUAUAGAGGAUAUGAUUCAGCAGGUAUUGCAGUAGACUCUGAUCAAACCACAAGUUGUAAGAUUAAACAGAUACACUUUAUAGGCAAUGCAAACCUGCAUUUUGAAAAGGAGUUUUCAAUUCACUUUGGUAUUUCUCACACUAGAUGGGCAACACAUGGUGUGCCAAGUCCUCUUAAUGCUCAUCCUCAUCGUUCUGACUCUAAUAACGAAUUUGUUCUGGUUCACAAUGGAAUCAUAACAAACUAUAAAGAAAUUUUUGUUUUGUUAGCUAAGAAAGGUUACACUCUCGAAUCUCAAACCGAUAUAGAAGUUAUUGCUAAAUUAAUAAAAUACUUAUUUGAUCGUGAUCAAGAAUCACAUACAUCUAUAAAGCUUAGCUUUCCUGAACUUGUAGAAAGGACUGUACGCCAACUGGAAGGAGCAUAUGCUCUUGUCUUUAAAAGCAGCAAUUUCCCAAACCAAUGCAUUGCAACUCGUCGUGGAAGCCCACUUCUUAUUGGUGUGAAAAGUGAUAAACCCAUAAACGUUGAUCAAAUUCCUUUUUUGUCAACACAACAAUUAAAUAGUGAAAAGGCUAAUUCUGAGCAACAGUGUAAUGGUUCUGUUGGUGACAACACCUUAUAUAACUCUUACCCAGAGGGUGAGCACUUUUUUGUUGAAAAUGCAGGAAUGGAGUAUUUUUUUGCAUCAGACGCAAGUGCAAUAAUAGAACAUACAUAAAGAGUUAUUUGUUUGGAAGAUGAAGAUUUGGCUUGGGUCAAGGAUGGAAGUAGUUAUUCAUCUUUUAUGCAAAAGGAAAUAAUGGAACAACUAGAAAGUGUUUACAACACAAUGAGAGGAAGAGUAAACUUCCAAAAUAACACUGUUUUACUUGGUGGAUUGGUAUCACACAUUGAUUACAUUAAAAGAUGCAGACGACUCAUAUUCAUUGCAUGUGGAACAAGUUAUCAUAGUGCUGUUGCUACUCGUCAGUUGAUGGAGGAGUUAACAGAACUUCCAGUUAUGGUUGAGCUAGCUAACGAUUUCUUAGAUCAAAAUACUCCAAUAUUUCGCGACGAUGUCUGCUUUUUCAUAAGUCAGUCAGGUAAAACUGCAGAUACACUUAUGGCACUUCAUUAUUGUAAAAGUCGUGGUGCAUUAGUUGUUGGUAUAACCAAUACAGUUGGAAGUAGCAUAUCACGUGAAACCAUGUUUGGUGUCCACGUCAAUGCUGGUCCAGAGAUAGGAGUUGCAAGCACUAAAGCUUAUACUAGUCAAUUUUUGACACUUGUAUUGUUUGCUGUGAUGAUGGCUGAAGACAGAAAAUCAAAACAGGACUGUUGUAAAGAAAUAAUUCAAGCUUUAAAAGUUUUUCCAGAAUAUAUUUCGGAAGUACUCAAACUUAAUGAUAAAAUUGAAGAAAUUGCUAAGACCCUACAGCAUGAACAAAGUUUACUAAUCAUGGCUAGAGGCUUUCAAUUUGCCACAUGUUUGGAAGGAGCAUUGAAAGUUAAAGAAUGUACAUAUAUGCAUUCCGAAGGCAUUCUUGCCGGGGAAUUAAAACAUGGUCCGUUAGCUCUUGUUGAUAAAGAUAUGCCUGUGAUUAUGAUUGCUCUUAAAGACAAAACUCAUGAUAAAUGCAUGAAUGCCCUGCAACAAGUUCUUGCAAGGAAAGGGCGUCCAUAUAUUAUUUGCUCAAACAAUGACAAGGAAACAAGUGUUCUGGGUUACAACAGUUUAGAAAUACCGCAAAUGCCUGAUUGUUUGUCUGGUAUUCUAACAGUUAUCCCUUUGCAACUACUUUCAUUUCAUCUUGCCGUUUUGCGUGGUUAUGACGUUGAUUGUCCACGUAAUUUAGCAAAGUCUGUCACCGUGGAGUUAGGUUAUCAUCCAGAUUUUUCUAUAAGUAGGUUGGAUCGGAAAGAAUUAGGUUUUUAUAUAAAAUGAUGUUAGAUCAACUUUUUAAAUAUUUCAAUUGUAAAGUUUAUUAUUUUAUAUUAUAUGUGAUCAAGUUUUACACAAUUUUGAAA